GUAGCUCCACCGCCCUCCGCCACCGUUCUUUCACUGAAUCAGUCAGUCACUCAUGGACGGGAAACACUUCCUCCGCCACCUUUUCCUCUUCUUCUCCGCGCUUCUUCUAUUGGUAUUCACACUCCAGAACCUUCCGCCGGCCAAAAAGACCGACCUACUCGACUGCGCCGCCAGUUCCCGGCGGUGCCCCACUUCCAAGANCCUUUGUGUGUGUAUAUAUAUAUACCCUCGACUGUAGUCCUCGAGGCAGUAGCUCCACCGCCCUCCGCCACCGUUCUUUCACUGAAUCAGUCAGUCACUCAUGGACGGGAAACACUUCCUCCGCCACCUUUUCCUCUUCUUCUCCGCGCUUCUUCUAUUGGUAUUCACACUCCAGAACCUUCCGCCGGCCAAAAAGACCGACCUACUCGACUGCGCCGCCAGUUCCCGGCGGUGCCCCACUUCCAAGAACGGCUUCCAGUCCCAAACACACGGCGUCCUCAAGGACCCCGCCAAGUCCACCGGCCACCGCGAGGACGACGCCCCGCGCCACCCGCUCGACCCGCUCACGGUCCGCGAGCUGAACCGAGUCCGCGACGCCGUGAGAUCCUACGGGCCCUUCCGGACGGCCCCGUACGCCCUCCACUACGUCACCCUCGAGGAGCUUGAGAAGCGGGCCGUCCUGGGCUGGAUACCCGGCGGCCCGCUUCCGCCCCGGAGGGCGUCCGUGGUCGCCCGGGCGGGCGGGGUGGUGCACGAGCUCACCGUGGACGUGGGGACAGGCGAGGUGACCCGGCACGAAACGGGCCGCCAUUUCGGGUCCCCGAUGUUGACGAUCGAGGACAUGGUGGCGGCCGUGGCGGCGCCGUUGGCCAGCGCGGCGUUUAACAGGACGGUUGUGCAACGUGGCGUUGAUCUGGCUGACCUUGCUUGCUUGCCUGUGUCCUCUGGAUGGUACGAGCGCAAAAUUGAGGACAAGAGGAGAUUGAUUAAGGUACAAUGCUACAGUAUGGAGGGAACUUCCAAUUUCUACAUGAGGCCUAUUGAAGGAUUAACGGUCCUGAUUGACUUAGACACCCAAGAAGUCCUUGAAAUCUCAGAUGAAGGGAAGACCAUCCCCGUCCCGAAGGCCGCCAACACGGAGUACCGCUACUCCGCUCGGAGCGUCGGUGCCAGAGCAGUUGAGCUUGACCUGAAACCGAUUUCCAUCGAGCAGCCGAUGGGCCCGAGUUUCACGGUGGACGGCCAUUUGGUCCGGUGGGCGAAUUGGGAAUUUCACGUGAAGCCCGACCCGAGGGCGGGCGUGGUCGUAUCCCGGGCCGUGGUCCGGGACCCGGCGACGGGGGAGAUGAGGAGCGUGAUGUACAAAGGGUUCACGUCGGAGCUGUUCGUUCCGUACAUGGACCCGAGCGACGCGUGGUACUUUAAGACGUAUAUGGACGCGGGCGAGUACGGGUUCGGGCUCCAGGCGAUGCCGCUCGACCCGUUGAACGACUGCCCGAGGAACGCUUAUUACAUGGAUGCCGUCUUCAACGCCGCCGACGGAACGCCUUACGUCAGAUCGGAUAUGAUUUGUAUCUUUGAGAGCUACGCCGGCGAUGUCGGGUGGCGCCACUCCGAGUGCCCCAUCACCGGCAUGAACAUUAGGGAGGUACGGCCGAAGGUGACAUUAGUGGUGAGAAUGGCUGCAUCCGUGGCCAACUAUGACUAUAUCGUUGACUGGGAAUUCCAAAAUGAUGGACUUAUCAGGAUUAAGGUUGGGCUAAGUGGCAUCUUGAUGGUGAAAGGCACACCAUACUUGAACAUGAACCAAGUCAAUGAGGAAGAGUACCUCUACGGCACACUCUUGUCGGAAAACGUGAUCGGCGUCAUCCAUGAUCACUACGUCACGUUCUACUUGGACAUGGACACGGACGGGACCGACAACUCGUUCGUCAAAGUCAACCUUAAAAAAGAACGGACGUCCUCGGGGGACUCGCCGCGUCGGAGCUACAUGAAAGCGAUACGGAACGUCGCAAAGACAGAAAAGGACGCGCAAAUAAAGCUGAAGCUCCACGACCCUUCAGAGUUCCACGUGGUCAACCCUAACAAGAGGACCCGCGUUGGGAACCCUGUAGGGUACAAGAUUGUCCCCGCGGGGACCGCGGGAAGUCUGCUCGACCACGACGACCCACCACAAAUUAGAGCCGCGUUCACGGAUAACCAAAUCUGGGUGACUCCGUAUAACCAGAGCGAGCAGUUUGCGGGUGGCACGUACGUGUACCAAAGUCACGGCGAUGACACCCUCGCAGUAUGGUCCGAAAGGGAUCGUGAAAUUGAAAACAAGGACAUUGUGGUGUGGUAUACGUUAGGGUUCCAUCACGUCCCGUGCCAGGAGGACUUCCCGAUAAUGCCAACCGUAACGUCAAGCUUUGAUCUAAAACCGGUGAAUUUCUUUGAGAGCAAUCCGAUUCUCGGAAUCGCGCCGAAUCAAGAGAAAGAUCUGCCGGUGUGCAAGGACAUUGCUUCUGCUUGAUUAUAUAUAUCUUACGAUUUGAAAAAAAACAAAAAUUCUCUAAAUUUGAGCUGUUGUAUGCUCCGUUUGGUGUAAGGUUUCUUUAUUUCAUAAACCAUAAAUAAUGCUAGGGAACAUCU
Cuscuta campestris is the source of this 2613-nucleotide messenger RNA. NCBI's taxonomy places the organism in Eukaryota, Viridiplantae, Streptophyta, Magnoliopsida, Solanales, Convolvulaceae. The record is from the annotation of a GenBank genome assembly.